Molecule: messenger RNA, 961 nt
Organism: Leguminivora glycinivorella
Lineage: Eukaryota; Metazoa; Arthropoda; Insecta; Lepidoptera; Tortricidae
Exons: 3
Coding region: 32-808 (258 amino acids)
Biological process (GO): cell differentiation; regulation of transcription by RNA polymerase II
Molecular function (GO): RNA polymerase II cis-regulatory region sequence-specific DNA binding; DNA-binding transcription factor activity, RNA polymerase II-specific
Source: RefSeq, a predicted model, not a curated record
ACAAUUCGGCAGUGCCAACCACACCGCCACCAUGUGUGCGUGUCGGCAGAAAAAAGCUUCGUUCUUCAUCGAAGAUAUACUGAGAGAUGCCAAGGCAUACAAGAACAUCAGCAGUGAACCGAAAGAACCGAAAGAGCCGCUCACGUGUUCUGCUCAAGAAGAACCAGUCCAACGCGCAGCUGAUAAUGCAAAACUAGAAUCUACUGGCUUCAACGACGCAGCUCGAUUUGAGAGAAUAGAGAAAGAGACACAAUUUAAUGUGAUUUGCGAGGUUGAAAAGGAACUAGAAUACGGCAAAACUUAUCUGGAACACAGAAGAAACACUUUCCCACUUUAUCCGACCGCGCUAAAACCAAACAUUCCUUGGCCGCCAUACAAAAAAGAUGCAGCAUUCGACAGGCAGUUCAGCUACUACAGUGACUCUAUGCUGAACUCGGACCAUAUACUGAGAAGUCAGCUAGCUGCUAACAGAUUUGUACCGCCUUAUGUCCCACAACCAUAUGGAUUUAAUAGAGUAUCCCCCGGGUGGAGUUCUUGGUGGGUGGGUGGCAGACGCAAGGGCGGGCAGGUGCGGUUCAGCGCAGGGCAAACUAGCGCACUCGAGCGCAGAUUCAGCGCUAGCAAAUACCUCAGUCCGGAUGAGCGGAGAGCACUGGCAGCCAGCUUACGACUCAGCGACAGACAGGUCAAAACAUGGUUCCAAAAUCGUCGUGCAAAAUGGCGUCGCAUGACUCCAGACUCAUCGGACGUCGGCAGCCCGGCCACAGAGGACAGUGACGACGACGUACACGUCACGGAUGGAAGUUGACUGCAAAAUUAAGGAAUGAACUUAUAGACAUUACACCACACGACAGAACUCAGCGUCUAAACAUGGAGUUGGAUACGCUACAUUAUUUCACCGGUGUAUGACAUUUCAAUCAGUUCCAUUCGUAAUGAAGUACAAUUAUAUCACUGGCCAUAA